Messenger RNA from Neurospora tetraspora, 3996 nucleotides. RefSeq names its product Pkinase-domain-containing protein. Gene Ontology annotation, cellular component: nucleus. The record is from RefSeq and is a predicted model, not a curated record. NCBI's taxonomy places the organism in Eukaryota, Fungi, Ascomycota, Sordariomycetes, Sordariales, Sordariaceae. Gene Ontology annotation, biological process: mitotic DNA damage checkpoint signaling; protein phosphorylation. Bases 213 to 3746 code for a protein of 1177 amino acids. The transcript is spliced from 3 exons. Gene Ontology annotation, molecular function: ATP binding; protein binding; protein serine/threonine kinase activity.
CUCCCAGCUGGAGGCUACCCAAGGUGGGCUUGUUCCCGUGUUCCCUCUAGCAUGUCUGAUGCUGUAUCUCCUUGAACUAACCAUUGGGACUUGUUCUGGCAGCCACUCAAGAGAUCCUCGACCCUCGCCGGCUUGGAGAGCAACACUCGGGCUUUUCUGACGAGGACCUAGCUGAUAUAAUAUGCAUCCUUAUCCCGUACACCGUUGGCGCAAUGAAAGUGGUGACAAGGAUGGUCGAUGUCGCCCCCGCAUUCGUCAUGGAGCGAAAUGAUACCAACCAAAUCCACAUGGACUUCGGCAACGACCAUGAGAACACGUCCGUUCGUGCGCCUGCAGAGCCUUCGGAACUUCACCUCGCCUUUCGGUUCUCGUCCGAGCUCAAAAACCCCCUCGAAGGCUUUGUUUUUGGACGGGGUCACGAAGUGUGUGAUGUCUCCGUUAGCCCCAAGCUGAAGUCUGUCAGCAACAAGCACUUCAAAAUAUGCUUCAACGAGCAUGGCAUCUUGAUGAUUGAAGACCUGUCAUUCAACGGCACAAAUGUGAACGGGAAAUGGAUAUAUUCAGCACGAAAACCUCGGGAAGGAGAGCAUCCCAAAAUGUGGACACUGGGGAGUGGAUCGGUGAUAAGAAUUCUCGGUGCCCAGCCAGGGAAGAGUGAAGAGGUAAAGCGUGAGGAAGACAUUGUCUUCCUGGUUAGGGUUCCAAACCGCCAUGGCAGGCACGCCGAGGCCUAUAAAGACAACCUAGUCAAAUACUUAUUGCAACGGACGGAGGUGGAUGUAAACAAGACGAUCGUGCCCGGACCAGGGGGGCGGGUUGAUCUAUUCAGAGACUCUCCGCAAAAGCCCACAGUCCGCGCCCCUGUGAUUGCCAUGCGUCAGCUAUCGCCAUCAUCCAUGCUUGGAUCUUGCGGCAUGAGGACUUGGAAGGGGUCUGACAAGUACAACUUUGUAGACAAAAUCGGGCAGGGUGCCUUCGCUACGGUGUAUAUGAUCACCGACAAGAUGAACGGACGUCCAUACGCCGCCAAAGAGCUCGAAAAACGGAGGUUCAUGAAGAAUGGUGUGCUUGACCAAAAGGUCGAGAAUGAGAUGAAGAUCAUGCAACGAGUAUCUCAUCCGAACAUUGUUCAGUUCAAGGAGCACCUGGAUCCCGAUGAUAAACACCUUUACAUAAUCAUGGAGUUUGUCGGUGAAGGUGACCUGGGAAAGUAUAUCGGCGCAAAAGGUCCCUUUUCCGAGCCAGAUACCAAGACGAUAGCGAGGCAGUUGGUGGACGCUCUUGGGUAUCUGCAUGAUAUGAACAUUACUCACCGCGAUGUUAAGCCCGACAACAUCCUCAUCCAAUCCCGGUUUCCGCUAGUCGUCAAGCUCACAGAUUUUGGGCUUUCCAAAAUGAUCGAUCACGACGCAACAUUCCUUAGGACGUUCUGCGGUACGUUGCUCUACUGUGCGCCCGAAGUUUAUGCAGAGUUCGAAGAGUACGACGAAUUUGGCCGGCGAAAUGUGCCUCGCAGCUACCCGCGUCAACCUCGCCGGAGUCAGAGAUACGAUCACAACGUCGAUAUCUGGUCCUUGGGCGGUGUUCUAUACUUCGCCUUGACCACCCAGCCACCGUUCCCUGCUAGAAACGGUGUCGGUCACACUGAGUUCCUGCACCAGGUCAUGACAACUGUACCCAACCUCGCCCCGCUCAUCGAGGCGGAAGUUUCGCCUGAGUGCCAAGAUUUCUUGGGGCAGAUGCUCCGUCGAAGACCUGAAAACCGGGCAACAGCACAAGAGUUGCUGAACCAUGAAUGGAUCCACACCUCUCAAGAUCCUUCAAAUGUCGCGCCGUCUUGCCCACAAAAUGGCGGAGUAGACGAACUGCUGGAAGCUGGAGCGUCUCAGCUGAGUUUGACCGACAGACCGGCGGCGACACCGAGAGGAGAUGCACAAGGAGAUGUCAACGUUGCGAGUGAGGACAACUUGCUUCAACAAGAGCUGAUCGAUGACGAGGAGCAUGUCAGCGACUUCGAGCAGGACAAAGAGAACUAUGCCUAUAGGCCGGCCACCCAGAACGGACGUUUGUAUGGUGAAGUUGGCCAGUCGGCGCUGGGAAGCCAGGGGGAUGUGGCCUCAGGACGCUUAAAUCUGCCCGCCACGCCAAUAAGCGUAGAAACUCCCAAGCUGUUCAGGUCUAAAGAUGAGAUUCCGGACAGUCAGGACAACUCUGAAGAUGAAGAAGACACUCCUCGUCAAAGCAAUCCACACACGCAGCGGUCACAGCCGCUUCUGGGUGAUUCAAGUUAUUUUACUUCGUCCGACGCGAGCAGGUCAGUCGACGUGGUGAACAACACCAUCUUGGGAGCCAAUUCGCAAAGCCUGGAGGGUGCUGAGAGCAUAAUGGGCCCACUCAAUAUGCAGUCCCGCCAUGGCCUUGCUAUACCAUCGGUUGGGACUGACUUGAAUAGGAGCAAACGGAAAUCUUUCUUCGCAACAAACACCACCAAUUCAUGGUCGUCGAUUGAAAAUGAGCCUGUCUCCAAGAAGCGUCGAUCUAACAGGGGGGUAGGUGCUAUUCUGAACCGGAAGAUAGCACCCAUCGAGAACGAAGAUGAGUUACUCGCCCAGGUGCCCAUGAUCAGGUCCUAUCCAAAGGUCACACCGCCAGCCCCGGAACCACAGAUAAAGUCAGUGUAUUGGGACAACAAGAACUUAUCUACCUGUCAUCUGAACUAUCCUGAGAUGACAGUGGCACAAUGGAACGCCUUCCGUAUCGCGGCUGAGAACAGGAAAAAAAGAGAUGGGUCAAAUGAAAAGUUUGAGCCAGGUAAAAGCCCAUUAUGGGCUCUGGCCGAGAAAUACUUUCCGCCCAUGAGCAAGAUCGAGACAGACCAACCCCUUUUAUGGGCUUUGGCAAAGGAGAGCGGGGUUGUGACAGAGACAUCUCAACGAAAAUCAAUGGCAAUCUCAGAGGGGGGUUGCUUACGGUCAUCAUACGAGUCCAUACUACCUUGCAUUUCGAUCAGACUAAGCAAGUCGAUAGUUACCUGGGGCAGGUCAUCAGAGAACACCGAACGCUAUCCCGACGAGCAUGAGCAUGCAACGAGGAUACCGGAAUGCGCGUUGAAGAUCAUGGUCUGGAGGGAAAAGAAUUUCGACCCCUCCAACCGCCUUAUGCCCUGGAUUCAAUACUAUGGCGACAACGAGGACUUGUAUUUUUACGUCGCCACCAAGGCCACCGACGGAAUCUAUGUCAACGGCAAACACUUAGCUUCGAACGAACCCAGUGACCGAAAGAGCAUCUGCAAAAAUUGGAUGCGACUCUACAACGGCGACAGGAUCAUCGUCUGGAACGAUCCCAAGGACGAUGGCACCCUCAGCAAGAUCGAAGUCGUCUUCGAGUGCAACUGGGGCGGCAGUCGAUUCAGCCGAGAGUCUUCCGAACACAAAACGCCAGAACUGGUGAGCGAAGAGGUGGCCAAGAAGCUGGACGAGGUGUGCGUCGACGCCGAGAGGAAAGCCAAGAAGUAUCAUCCCCUCCACGAGAUGUACCCGCCGGAUACCGCGGAUUCCGAGGAGCGUAAGGCACGCAUCGGUUGGGAAGAAAAGCUGUCGCGAAACUUUCAGAGACAGGUUGAAGAGGCGAAGAAGGCGAUGCCGCUGGUGGCCAAGGGUACUAAUUCUCGGUAUUCUGGAAGCUAUUCUUUUUCUAGUAGCUCCUCUUCCGGCUCGCGGCAGUCAUGGGGAGAUCUUGGGAUUUGAUAAGAGUUUUUGUGGUUUUCUUUUUUUGGAUAUAUAAAGGUGACUGUGAUCUGGGGAUGGGGAAAUAAAUUUUCUCGAAGUUUAGAUGUGUGUGGCGCAUCCAUCUUUAUCUAUCUUCCCCUCCUGUUGCUGGCCUAUGGAGUUUUGAUGCCUAGGCUUCAUAUCUUGCUACAUUCAUAGGUAACUUCUUUUAGAGCGUGGGGGCAAGACAGAUGCCGAAAAUGACAGAAUUACUUUGAAGGACUGAGUG